AUGAGAAUCACCGCCCUUGUCUCCUUGGCCGCCGCCGUCUUGGCCAUCGCCGAUGCCUCGCCCCUCAAGUUCUCGCCCAAGCACGGCCACGCUGUCCCCUUGACCCGCAACCCCAACUACAGGCACAACACUCAAGCCCAGAUCAACAAGAUGAACUCCCGUUACGGAAACAUCCGCGCUGCCAGCACCGGAACUGUCCCUUUGGUCAAUGUCGAUCACGACAUUGAGUACUACGGUACCGUCUCUGUCGGUACCCCUGCCCAGAACGUCAAGCUUGACUUUGAUACCGGCUCGUCUGACAUCUGGUUCCCCUCAAGCACCUGCACCACCACCGCCUGCAAGAAGCACGUCCGCUUCAACUCUGCCACCUCCUCGACCUUCCAGAAGGACGGCCGCAAGUGGAACAUUGGCUACGGUGACGGCUCCACCGCCUCUGGUAUCCUCGGCUCCGACAUUGUCAGCGUCGGAGGCAUCCAGGUCCGCCAGACCAUUGGCCUCGCCACCGCCGAGUCCGCCUCCUUCGGCACCUCCCCCGAAGACGGCCUCUUCGGUCUCGGCUUCAACACCAUCGAGUCCGUUGCCGGUGUCAAGACCUUCCUCGACAACGCCAUUGCCGCUGGUGUCCUUGCCCAGCCCGUCGUCUCCGUUUUCUUGCCUUCCUACCGCCGCAACGGCGGUGUCGGUGGAGAGUACCUCUUUGGCGGCAUCAAUGCUAACCACUACACUGGCUCGUUGACCUAUAUCAACGUCUCCCAGAAGGGCUACUGGCAAAUCCCCAUGUCCGACAUCACCUACAACGGUGCCUCGUUGGGACAGUCCGCCCAGGGCAUCGUUGACACCGGUACCACCCUCGUCAUCAUCGGCACUGCUGCUGCCAAGGCCGUCCACCAAAAGAUUGCCGGCUCCGUCUUCACCGCCGCCACCCGCACCCAGUCCGCCUACUGGUCCGUCCCUUGCUCGCUCCAGUCGAGCUCUGACAAUGUCGGCUUCAAGUUGGGCGGUACCAUCUUCAACAUCCCUGUUGCUGAUGUUGCCUACGAGGAUCUUGGCGAUGGCUCUGGUCUUUGCUACUCUGGUAUCCAGGGUGGUCAGGAUGAUCUCUGGAUCUUGGGAGAUGUGUUCAUCAAGAACAACUACUGUGUCUUUGACCAGGGUACCACUCCCCGCAUUGGAAUUGCCCCUGCCAAGUACUAA
Molecule: messenger RNA, 1194 nt
Organism: Linnemannia hyalina
Lineage: Eukaryota; Fungi; Mortierellomycota; Mortierellomycetes; Mortierellales; Mortierellaceae
Source: the annotation of a GenBank genome assembly